Messenger RNA from Bombus pyrosoma, 707 nucleotides. Its product is annotated as WASH complex subunit 3-like. Bases 248 to 427 code for a protein of 59 amino acids. The record is from RefSeq and is a predicted model, not a curated record. The transcript has 2 exons. Lineage: Eukaryota; Metazoa; Arthropoda; Insecta; Hymenoptera; Apidae.
UCCUUUCUGUUCACGUACACCGAUCUUACUCAAUGAUAUUAUAGUAUUACAUGCAACGCGAUAUCCCGUAAGAUGACAAGUCCAUUUUUAUUACUUCCAACGAUCGAGUCGAACAUAAUUCUUAUAUUCGCCGUAGCAGUUUUGUACAAGAGAAAGUAAGAAAUGAUCUGAUUUCUUUCGAAGUCGAUAUUUCAGAAUGCGAGACACGAAAUUUCACGUGAUGUUGGAUCUAUUCUGCAUUUAGUCAAUGAUUAAAUCAGGCGCAUUGGAUGCGCGUAUUGCGUGGAACGAAUCAUCAACGAAUAGUAACAAUAGCAACAACUGUAAUGGUGACGAUGAUAAUGGUGGUGGUGAUGAUGAUGAUGAUGAUGAUGAUGAUGAUAGUAAUAAUGAUGAUAAUAAGAAUAAUUGUAAUUGUUGUCUUUGAAAAAGAGAUUUUCGUUCUUAUUGGGACGAUGCGAUGUAAAGGAGAAGCGAAAACGAACGCAUGUCUGUACGACAAAUCUAAUUGAAUAUUGUCAGCCGGCCGCAUGAUCGUAGUCCACUAGUCCAGUCUCCUCUCUGACAUGGCAUACAUUGGCUUGACAUUAUUAUUAUUAUUAUUAUUAUUAUUAUUAUUAUUAUUAUUAUUAUUAUUAUUAUUAGAUAUCAUCUAUCUAGUCGUAACGAGGCCCAUAGGCAAAUAGAACUAUGUAAAUACUGCUAUG